AUGGUUUACUUUUGUCCUUUUUGUGGCAACAUCCUGUUUGUAGAAGAAAACGUGUCUGGACAGAUGCAGUUCACAUGCAAUGUCUGUCCUAUUUAUUUCCCAGUGAAAAAGACCAAGUCUCAUAGGAACUAUUAUAAAUUGAAGGAAAUCGACGAUGUAUUAGGAGGUGAAGAAGCCUGGAAAAACGUGGACUCAACUGAAGAAAGAUGCCCCAAAUGUAGUCAUGAUAAAGCUUACUUUUUACAAUUACAAACAAGAUCAGCAGACGAGCCUAUGACAACUUUUUAUCGGUGCUGCAACAACGAAUGCAAACACAACUGGAGAGACUAA
Ceutorhynchus assimilis (cabbage seed weevil) is the source of this 330-nucleotide messenger RNA. The record is from the annotation of a GenBank genome assembly. NCBI's taxonomy places the organism in Eukaryota, Metazoa, Arthropoda, Insecta, Coleoptera, Curculionidae.